This is a messenger RNA of Penicillium coprophilum, 1683 nucleotides long. Its product is annotated as putative MYND domain protein. Lineage: Eukaryota; Fungi; Ascomycota; Eurotiomycetes; Eurotiales; Aspergillaceae. The record is from RefSeq and is a predicted model, not a curated record. The transcript has a single exon. Gene Ontology annotation, molecular function: protein binding. Gene Ontology annotation, cellular component: nucleus. Bases 1 to 1683 code for a protein of 560 amino acids.
AUGUCGCAAUCACAAGUGCUCCAAGCCCGCAACGAGACAACCACCAGGCUCUAUGCAGACCCUCACAACCCCCACCUCCACCUUGAAAGAGGCCUUCAGUAUGAAAAACUGGGCUUCCCCGAUCUCGCUUCUGCAGAUGCAUACCGUGCUCUAGCAUUGCUCGAGUCAGUAGUUGACCCAGAUGAGUGCGAGUUCCAUGCCAGACGGAAGGUAGACCCUUCCCAACAGGCUCCCGAAAAAACAGCGGAGGAAUCAGACGAUGAAGACGAAGACGAUAGCACAGUACCAACCACCCAAGAGGAAUACGAUGCCAUCAUUGACCAGGUCUAUGUCCUUCUAGUACGCAGUCUCGUCCGCUGCGGCUGCUACCGUGAUGCUUUCGAAUUUGGCGUGCGCGGGUUAGCUCUUCUCGAAAAGAGAUCCGCAACAGCCGCAGUAUCUGCGUUGAACGAGCAAAUGGGUCGCGUGAAUCAAAUUUACAAAUCUCACACUGGCUCUGAAACCGACAUCGACCUGGACUCUAUAGACCCUAGUGUUCUUCCCGCACAAGGCUUCGCCCGCCGUAUCCUCUAUCCCUGGAACGAGCACGAGCCUGACCGCCGCUCACCAGAGACCCUCAACAUGCUCAACGAGCGACUAGCAGUCAUCGCGCCGAAGUGUGAAGUCCGCGCAGUGGCUUUGCCCGUACUGCACGCCUCAGCAGAAGACGACUCCUCCAAGAUGGAAGUCUCCGUUCAGCUCGGCCUCUUCGCGAAAGAAGAUAUCGCCCCAGACGAGAUCAUCCUCCGCGAGUCAUCACUACUCACAGCAACCAACCGCCUCCACGAUGAUCUCUGCGACGCAUGCAAUGCACCACUCCCAGACCUCUCUGCCGCCGAGCCCCCCGUCGCAUGCGAGGGCGGCUGCGUAGACAUCAUUUUCUGCAGCCAGCAAUGUCACGAUACCGCGCAGGAGGUGUACCACGGCGCGAUCUGCGGUCUCGAGGACGGCCUUGACUCUAUCGGGAAGGAUGUCCCCGAUCCCAAGGAUAAGGCGGAUUACCUGUACCUGCUUCUGCUGGGCAGAGCGCUUGCCAUGUCUGCUACACAGGACAAACAUGCGCUCGACCUGCCAGAGGUGAAAUAUAUCUGGGGCGAUUUCCACGAUUUCGAUAUUGAGUCUGUGUCCGCGGAAGCAGAGACAAUGCCCACUACAGACGAUACCGCGACUCUCCCGUUCUCGUUCCAGCUCAAUGUCCUGCAGCCCGAGCGUUUCCUUGAUGAAAUGGGUCUGGAUCCUUACGUCGAGCUCUACCGUUUCGAUACAUGGGUUCUGAAUACGCUGUUUGCCAAGUUCCGCGGUACGGCGUCAGGCCGGUUGUCGACUUGGGAUGGAGGUCCGGAGUUGUGUGCUGUUCAUCCGCUUUGGUGUCUUGCGAAUCAUUCGUGUGAUCCUAAUGUGACCUGGGAAUGGAGUAGUGAGAUCAAUUUCCGUGCGCGGAGAGAUGAUGAGACGGCUGUGUGGUCGCGCGGGGGUGAGAUGAAGGAGCUCAGACGUGGGGGCAUUGCGAAGGAUUCGGAGAUUCUGAGUCAUUAUUGUGAUAUUGGGUUGCCGGUUCAGAAGAGGAGGGAGUGGGCUGCUGGAGCUUUGGGUGGGACUUGUUUAUGUGAUAGAUGUGUUUGGGAGGCUGGGGAGGUCGAGUAG